Alligator mississippiensis (American alligator) is the source of this 836-nucleotide messenger RNA. Its product is annotated as histone H4-like. Gene Ontology annotation, molecular function: protein heterodimerization activity; DNA binding; structural constituent of chromatin. Gene Ontology annotation, cellular component: nucleosome. The transcript has a single exon. The record is from RefSeq and is a predicted model, not a curated record. NCBI's taxonomy places the organism in Eukaryota, Metazoa, Chordata, Crocodylia, Alligatoridae. The coding region runs from base 429 to 794 and encodes 121 amino acids. Gene Ontology annotation, biological process: nucleosome assembly.
GCCCAGCCACAAGCGCGCCUUGAAACCCGCUCCCCGCGAGCGGGAAGGCCUGGGACGGGCAGGCCCCGCACACAGGAGUAAACCGGGGGACAAAGUCCUGGGCAAGCGGCUCUUAGCUGCACGGGGGGAGGAGGCGGUGGCAGGGCGCCCAGGACGGGACCGCGGGCUUCACCCGCCAGAGCCCGGGACAGAGUGCGAGUCGAGCGGCGCGCAGAGCGCGUCCGAGCUCUUUCCCUCUUUGUCUCUCUCUCGUCUUCCCCGGCGGCUGGGAGAGAGCAAGCCGAGUCGCAAACAAGCCAGGCCGAGCGGCGGGCGGGCAGGAGGGGAGGAGCCACGGGCCUCGCUCCCGCCCCCUCAGCCCCGGCGGGCUCUCUCCCGCCCUCUUUUCCUCCUCUCAGUUUUCAAUCAGGUCGGCUCCCAGGGAAUAUAUGCACACGUCACCCAACUCACCGCACACUCUGCAGCCUGUGCUUUUCGUAGACAUGUCGGGUCGUGGCAAAGGCGGCAAGGGACUGGGGAAAGGCGGCGCCAAGCGCCACAGGAAGGUGCUGCGGGACAACAUCCAGGGUAUCACCAAGCCGGCCAUUCGCCGCCUGGCUCGGCGUGGCGGCGUGAAGCGCAUCUCCGGCCUCAUCUACGAGGAGACUCGCGGGGUGCUCAAGGUCUUCUUGGAGAACGUGAUCCGCGACGCCGUCACCUACACGGAGCACGCCAAGCGCAAGACCGUCACCGCCAUGGACGUGGUUUACGCGCUCAAGCGCCAGGGCCGCACUCUCUACGGUUUCGGCGGCUGAGCUGCCCGUCCCAAACUCUCAGCAAAACAUCUGUACCUAAGG